AUUAAUCACUUCUUUCUACAAGUAACCUUAAAAAGAAACAUAAAUAAAAAAUUAAUGUAAACGUUAAAGAAGUUGUAAAAUAUAAUCUAAAAAGUGUAAAAUGGGGAAUCUAAGGAAGAAGAAGUAUGGAUCAGGUGAAGCAUCACAGUUCAUCUCACGCCGAGGAGCCUUAAAAAAACUACAAUUAUCAUUGAAAGAUUUUCGAAAAUUAUGCAUCCUUAAAGGAAUAUACCCACGAGAACCACGUAAUCGUAAACGUGCACAAAAAGGACAAUCUGGUAUCAAAACAUUAUACCACAAAAAAGAUAUACAAUUUUUAUUACACGAACCAAUAAUUUGGAAGCUACGUGACAAUGCUGUAUUAAGUAAAAAAAUUGGUAAAGCUAAAGCUGUACGUGAUUUCAAAAAAGCUAAACGAUUCAUGUACAAUGUACCCACAUUAAAGCUAGAUCAUCUUGUGAGAGAGCGUUAUCCUACAUUCAUAGAUGCUUUACGCGAUUUGGACGAUUGUUUAACGCUAUGUUUCCUGUUCAGUACAUUCCCAUCGAUAAAACAUGUACCCCGACACCAGUCCGCGUUAUGUCGCCGUUUGACUGUAGAAUUUAUGCAUGCUGUUAUCGAAGCGAAAGCUUUACGUAAAGUAUUUAUUUCGAUUAAAGGAUAUUACUACCAAGCAGAAUUUAAGGGAAUUACAAUAAAUUGGAUCACCCCGCAUCAUUUUGGAUUUCAACCUCAAACUAAAGAUGAAGUUGAUUUCAAAAUUAUGUCAACCUUCGUCGAUUUUUACACAGUUAUGUUAGGGUUCAUAAAUUUCCGUUUAUACCACGAAUUAAAUUUGUAUUAUCCACCAAAAUUUGUAGGAAUCACUAACGAUAAUGAUCGAGAAUUAGUUGACGAAAAGGCUUUAGUCACAGAACGUGUAGCUGCUUUAAAUUACCCUCUAUGUCGAACAGUAACUGACGAUAAUUCUGGGGAAGAUAUAGAAAUUGAUUCAUUCCCAACUGAAGGUGAUCCUGAAAAAAUUGAACAAGCGAAACAAGAAGCUGAAAAAGUUAAAAAAUUAAAAACUUUAUUCAAAGGAUUGAAAUUCUUUUUAAAUCGAGAAGUACCCAGAGAACCGUUGGUAUUUUUGAUACGUUGUUUUGGCGGAGAAGUAUCUUGGGAUAAAACGUUAUUCGUAGGGUCAACUUUUGAGGAAUCUGAUGAAACAAUCACACAUCAAAUUGUGGAUCGACCUUCAAUAGAUAAACAAUAUAUUUCGCGGUAUUAUAUUCAGCCACAAUGGGUGUUUGAUUGUGUUAACGCUCGGGAAUUACUUCCGGUUAGUAAAUAUUUCUUGGGAGUUAUUUUGCCCCCACAUUUAUCACCAUUCACUGACGAAACACGUGAACAAUAUAUACCACCUGAAGAAAAAGCUUUGAGAGAUCCAUCCUUGGUUGAAACUAAUAAAGAAGCUGAAAAUGAAUCUGAAUCUGAAGCAGAAUCUGAAGAAGAAAGUGGAAUUGAAGAUGAUGAAGACGAAGAAGACGAUAGCGAAGAUGAAGACAAUGAACUGAAUAACACAGAAGCGGAGGAAAAAGCAGAACAUAAUGAGGAAGACGAUGAAGAAGUUCUUGAUGAAAAAGAAAAAUUACGAAAACAGAUGAUAAAGAAAAUGAAAGUUCAAUCAGGUGAAGUUUUCAAAGAAAAUCCAUGGGAACAGAAUAGACAAGAAAAACAAGAAUAUAGAUUACGCGAGAAAAUGAUCAAUAAAAAACAUAGGAAAUUGUAUAAAGGUAUAAUGGAAGGGCGGCAAGAACGAGCUAAAGAAAUUUGGCUUUUACGAAAGAAACGACGAUUACAUGAUGAACAAGCAAAAAGUGAAGCUAAAUCUAAGAAGAAACAAAAGAAAGUUGUUCAAAAUGAAUAAAUAAAAUGUUAAUUUAUUUAUUUUU
Messenger RNA from Chrysoperla carnea, 1934 nucleotides. Its product is annotated as pescadillo homolog. Gene Ontology annotation, molecular function: RNA binding. Gene Ontology annotation, biological process: ribosome biogenesis; maturation of LSU-rRNA from tricistronic rRNA transcript (SSU-rRNA, 5.8S rRNA, LSU-rRNA). Bases 101 to 1909 code for a protein of 602 amino acids. The record is from RefSeq and is a predicted model, not a curated record. NCBI's taxonomy places the organism in Eukaryota, Metazoa, Arthropoda, Insecta, Neuroptera, Chrysopidae. The transcript is spliced from 4 exons. Gene Ontology annotation, cellular component: nucleolus; PeBoW complex.